AUGCCAACCAAUCCACAAGUCAAGUAUGACAUGCUCAAGCGGCUCCGUGUAGCAGACUACAUUACUCUUUCUAAUGUCCUCGCCGUUUUCUGUGCAAUGAGACAAUCGUUUUUCAUGGCGCAUUUACUCAUUUUCCUUGGAUACGAGUUUGAUCGCUUCGACGGGAUAGUAGCGAGGUACAGGAAUGAAUGCUCCGAAAUGGGUAAACAGCUGGAUAGCUUCUGCGACUUGGUCUCUUUCUGUGUGGCUCCUGCUGUCAUGGUCUAUUGUGCUGGCUUCAACACCUUGGCAGAUCAGGUAAUACUGGCCUUUUUUGUCUGCUCUGGCGUUGCACGCCUCGCAAGGUUUAACGUGGCGGCGCAUUUAGUGCCCAAGAGCGCUCAUGGAAAAGCACUCUUCCAUGAAGGCCUCCCCACGGCCUAUGCCGCUCUCUUGAUCUCCACAGUCGUCGCUGUUGCUGAGUGGACAGGUUACUUGACUGACCCAAGUCCUGGGGUAACCCUUGCUUCCGAUUCCUGGCUUGCGUAUCAUCCAAUAAUGACCGCUAUGCUCGUACUCAGUGCUCUGAUGGUCAGUAAGCGACUUAAACUAUAUCUUGACGGAGCCUACAGUAUCCCGGGGCUAUUGGACAUGUCUCUUCGAUCCUAUCUAGAAGCCGCUUACAAAGAAGUUCGACUGUCUUCAGAAGUCGCCCUCAGUCCCCUCCAACAGCUUGAUUGCCGUCUGAAGAAGGAUGCCGAGAAUCUCAUUCUGGUUUAUGGUGGAUCUUUCAAUCCGCCACACCGUGGACACCUAGAUGUCCUGCUAUCCGCAUUGCAUCCGGUUGUGAAUGCCGCUGCAGUCGUUGUGCUACCGAGCGAGAACUUUCACCUGCGCCACAAGUUGGCAACUAGCCACCCAGAAUUCUUUCUUAGCCGGAGGCAAAGAGCUGACCUGUGGGCUUCCAUACCUACGGUUCCGAAGAACAAGGUUUGGGUAUGGUCAGAGACCUGGUAUCCCUUCCUGCCAUUUACUGAAGCGGUCCGGCGGCUUGGCGAAGCGGACGGAUACGACAUCGUCUUUUCGCAUCUCAUUGGACCUGAUAAUCUCAACGAAGCCGAUGCCCUCAACAAUUUACCAUAUAAACUUCCACGGAUACUUGUAACCAACAAAGCCAGGCACGUCCCGUCUCAGUUUUUGCCAAAUGGGCAGCCAGCAAAGUGGAAAGGGUUUGGAGAGUGGUCUCAAGUUAACGCGGAUGUUUCUCGCAAUGAACAAGCUGAGAGUGCUGAAGAGGCUGUUCUGUGGUCAUGCCAGAGCGUGGACAGUAUUGGCCUGGAGAAGAUGGGUUAUUACUUAGAGUUCACCAAAAAGUCAGUUGGGCCUGACUUAAAUUCGACGAGCCUAAGGCAAGAUCUGCUCCAGAAACACUCGCUGGACGAGGAGGCUCUUAGGCAACUCAGCACACUUGACCUUCUCGACAUGCUGCGACCAAUCCUGCAGGUGGAUUAG
Trichoderma harzianum CBS 226.95 is the source of this 1491-nucleotide messenger RNA. RefSeq lists its product as hypothetical. The transcript has 7 exons. Gene Ontology annotation, molecular function: phosphotransferase activity, for other substituted phosphate groups. Lineage: Eukaryota; Fungi; Ascomycota; Sordariomycetes; Hypocreales; Hypocreaceae. Gene Ontology annotation, cellular component: membrane. The coding region runs from base 1 to 1491 and encodes 496 amino acids. Gene Ontology annotation, biological process: phospholipid biosynthetic process. The record is from RefSeq and is a predicted model, not a curated record.